Molecule: messenger RNA, 858 nt
Organism: Rotaria sordida
Lineage: Eukaryota; Metazoa; Rotifera; Eurotatoria; Philodinida; Philodinidae
Source: the annotation of a GenBank genome assembly
AUGAAUUCGAUUAGUAUCGGAUGGAAAAAACAAUCGCCUGGUGAUGUUCAAAUUGUAACUAAAAAGAAAAAUGAUCAAAAUCGUAUACCACGCACAAUUAUACCUAGAAAACCACAGCAAGCAUUUCAAAAUAUAGAACCUUUACAUACAGGAAUAGUUCGAUCUAAUAUACAACCUCUCGAACAUCCUUCUUAUUUGUUGAAGCCAACACAAAAUUUUACUUCAAGAUCAAUAAACGAUCCUGCUUCUCAAAUAAAAAUAUUUGAUGACAAACGACUUUGUAGUCCACGAGCAGCGGCUGCUACAUUUAUUAUUGCUGUUAUACUUAUAGCAGCUACAGGUACUUCUAUUGGUAUUGUAUUUGCUGUUAUAAAUUCUAGUAGUUCAUCUGGAACUGGAAAUAAUAAUCAGAAUUCAUAUACGACAAUAACAUCAGGAUCAGUAACUAGUAGUAUAAGAAUCGGUAGUCAAACUGGAUCAGGAUGUUCAGGCUAUACAGAAAUCAAUGAUCCAACACGAAGUAUUAAUAAUGUUGGAUCAUAUGGUUCCUGUGAUAAUGGACCCAUAUUCAAUGCAAGUAAUGGUGGUUCUUGGAUUCGAUUUGUUGGCACUGGUGGUGAUAGAAUUCCUAUGUCAUCAGCUGGUUUGAAGCAUUGUGGUGGUUACUUAUCCGGUUGGUCUAAUAAUACAUUACCAACAACGCAAGAUGUUGUCACUAAUGGAACAGUAUGCUUCGAAACUGAGGCACACGAAUGUGGCUUUACCGUUGACGUAUCAAUAAUCUAUUGUUCUGCUGGUUAUUAUGUUUACUUUUUACCACCUAUAUCUGUAUGUAAUGCACGUUAUUGUACAACUUAA